Molecule: messenger RNA, 948 nt
Organism: Elephantulus edwardii (Cape elephant shrew)
Lineage: Eukaryota; Metazoa; Chordata; Mammalia; Macroscelidea; Macroscelididae
Gene: KNSTRN
Product: kinetochore-localized astrin/SPAG5 binding protein
Exons: 9
Coding region: 1-948 (315 amino acids)
Biological process (GO): spindle organization; regulation of attachment of spindle microtubules to kinetochore; mitotic sister chromatid segregation
Cellular component (GO): microtubule plus-end; kinetochore; centriolar satellite
Source: RefSeq, a predicted model, not a curated record
AUGGCAGCUUCUGAAGCCAUAGCCCAGGACGGAGCCCUCCGUACAACAUGGCUGCCUACACUGACCAAAUCGCACUCUCUUCCGCCCAACUUCCGGAAGUUUCCAUUUGAAACGGAGGCGGCAGACGGAGGAAGUGCUGUGGCAGUUACUCCGGAGAGAUUUUUGGACGAGAUCGAGGAGGACUGCAGGCGGGAGCAGCAAGUUUCAGGGGUCCAGCCUUGCCGCCUCGUUACGAUGACCAGCGUGGUUAAGACAGUGUAUACUCUGCAGCCCCCGUCUACGCAGAGCGGCAGCCUGCCCACAGACAGACAAUCUCGAGCUUCUAAAAGUUUCUUACCUGUUAAAUCUAAAGAAGUAGACAUGUCCAAAAAUUUUCAUGCAAGCAGUUCAGAGACCGAUAUUACAAAAGCCAUCAAACUGAGACGAGAAAAUGGGCAGAUGAAAGCUACAGACACUGCCAUGAAAAAGAACACCAGAAAGAACUACAAACCACUGAGUAAGCAGAAAUCAGAGGAAGAGUUCAAGGAUAAGAACCAGCUCUUAGAGGCCGUCAAUAAGCAAUUGCACGUAAAGUUGACUGAAACCCAGGGAGAAUUGAAAGACCUGACUCAGAAGGUAAAGCUGCUGGAGAAGUUUCAGGACAACUGUUUGGCAAUUUUGGAGAGCAAGGGCAUAAACCCAGUUUUAGGAAAUGAGUCCCUCGCAGCACAAGAACCCACUGCAGAUCACAUGGAGUCUAUGUUGCUGUUAGAAACUUUACAAGAUGAGCUGAAGCUUUUUAAUGAAACCGCCAAAAAGCAGAUGAAAGAGUUACAGGCCUUAAAGGUAAAGUUGAAGACGAAAGAAGAAGAAAGGAUCCGGUUCCUAGAACAGCAAAGCAUAUGUAACAAUCAAGUAAAUGAUUUUACAACUGCCCUUGAAGAAAUGGAGCAGCUAUUAGAAAUGUGA